AUGUUUCAGGCUCAAAAUGGAAUUUUGUAUGUAACUGUUAUAUCUGGACAUUUGGAAACAACAAUUGUAAACUUGAAGACUUAUGUCCAGCUGACUAUAGGAUCUCAAACUUUCAAUUCUCAAGUUACAACUGGAAUAUCACCUGUGUGACAGUUUUCUCACUCCAUCGAACUAAUAGAGAAAAUCUUCGAACAUUCUCAAUGUUUUUGCUAUUUUUUUAUGAGGAAGAUUAAAUAAUGAUUAAAAUUUUUUAUAAAUUCUUGUAUAGCCUUCCACAUGUUGGAUUCUGUUCAACACGUGGAAAGCUAUAAGAAAUUAUAACAAAGAAGUAUAUAAAAAACCUAUUAAAAAUUUAAAAAAUUCAUCUCCAUUUUGAAAUAGGAGAAUCAGGUAUUUCAGCUAAAUAAAGAGGUUGUGUUGAGUAUAAAAGUUAUAAACCAAACCCCUCAAAAAGAAAUGUUCAUGGGACAGAAUAUGAUUAACUUAAAAAAUAUUCGGUUUAUGAAAAUAAUCGGUGGAGAGUAUCCAAUUUACUUGGAUAAUAAGCCAGUUGGAGAUUUGAUUAUCAGGCUUCAUUAUGAAGAUAAAGAUAGCUUGAGUGUUUUAUCUGAUGCAAGCAUUACAAGAAACUCGAAGCAUCAAGAAACAAAACAGUUAAAAGGAAACAAUUCGCACCCGAAUCUUAAUGCCACCUCAAAAUAUCGGUUAUCAGAAAACAAUUCUCCUGAUAUAAGUCGUGAAAUUCCAAUAGAAAAUCAUGAAAGAGCUACUAUUCAAGAUGAAUCCAAGGAAGGGAAAAAACCUAACACCUCCUUUGCUUAGUGAGAACAAUCAUUGGGAAACCUUAAUUUAUGCGAAAUUUUACCUAUUCGAUAGUGAGUAUAAACUUUAAAUGUGAAAUUAUUUUUAUUUAAAUAUUUCGGUAUAUAGUAAUGAUAAUAGUGAGAUCUUCCAGUUAAUUCUAUUAAAUUUAUGAUAGCUUGUAUCCUAAAAAAUAAUUUUCUAAAAUAAUUAAGUUUCUCAUUUCAAACAUUAAUUGAUUAUUUUUUUUAAAACCAAGCAUUAACUAUUAAUAAAAUAUGGAAGCUAAUUAAGAGAAGGGCAGUAAGAAAGAAAAUAAACAAAAAACCGAAGAUCAUAAUGCUCAUACCGAAAAUAUAUCCAUCGAAGACUCAAAAACUGCUCAACAAGCUGCAAAGAGCCAUUUACCAUCAAAAAUUAAUAUUUCAGAUAUUUCGAUCUCAAAACUUAACAUUAAGAAUCAGCUCAACUCAAAAAAUAAUAAAAAAACUUAUGACGGAAUUCUAGCUCUUGAUGUAGGCUAUGAAGUAAUAAUUAAAGAAACAAUUUUUGAAAGCAUCGAUGAAUUAAAAACUAGUCAGCAAACUGAAUUAAAGCUAUGCAAAUUAAAGCAUCCUAGCAUAUGCACAAUUAUUACUUCUCUUCAAAAUACAAAUAGCCAAAACUUUUCUAAUUAUUUAGUUAGAGAAAAAUGUGAAGGGUCAAUUUUACUCGAUUGAAUUAAUUCUCGAAGAGAGAAAAAAGAAUUUUUAAGUGAAGACCAGAUUUAUUUCUAUAUAAAAUCUCUUGUGAGUGCUUUUACUUAUUUUGAAGAGUCUCAUUUCAUGCAUGGUGCUAUCACUCCAAAGACUUUUAUUGUUUCCGAAAAUUCGAUUAAACUUAUUAAAUUUGGCCUCCUUAAGCCGAGUUAUCCAGAUUAUUUUGCAGAAACUCGAUCAAAUUCAAUUCAUGUAACUGCUCCAUAUUUCAGUCCUCCUGUUCUCCAAAGUUAUCUAAAGUUCAUUAAAACGGGGAGUUUCCAUAUAUCUCAUGAUAUCCACAAAUCUGACGUUUUUUCGCUUGGCUUAGUUUUCCUUCAAAUGGCAACUUUGAAUCCUCCUUGUGGGCUAAAUGAUUUAUCCACAAAUCUUGAAGACCGUAUUUCAUUGAUUAUUGAAUCUAUCUCUUACACAAAUCGUAUUAAAUCAAUACUAAAAAUGAUGCUAUCUCUUGAAGAAGACUCAAGACCAGACUUUAAAAAUCUUAAUGAAUUAAUUUAG
Blepharisma stoltei is the source of this 2060-nucleotide messenger RNA. NCBI's taxonomy places the organism in Eukaryota, Ciliophora, Heterotrichea, Heterotrichida, Blepharismidae. The record is from the annotation of a GenBank genome assembly.